Messenger RNA from Cylindrotheca closterium, 750 nucleotides. Lineage: Eukaryota; Bacillariophyta; Bacillariophyceae; Bacillariales; Bacillariaceae. The record is from the annotation of a GenBank genome assembly.
AUGUUUGGGGAAAUUUUUGGUCGCGAAUGCUUCCCACUUCCCACACAGCGAGAAUUGUUGCAAACACAAAACUUUCAGUUGGGCACGAUGGGAAAAGGUCAACUCUUGUUCAAAGGCGACAAAAGCAAGAAGAAAAAGAGGAAAUCGAAGCAUUCGAAGAAGGAUGAAGAUUCCUCAACUUCGACUGUGGUAGCUAGCAAGAAACCACAAUCCCUUGAUGCUCCAUCUCUAUCUGCUCCUGUCAACCCUGAAAUUCCAUCAUCAUCCAAGGCCAAUUCUGGAGCGAUGCCAACCGUGAAAAAGGGAACUGGAAAAAUCACAACUUCGGGAACAGUUGUAACUGGAUACGACACUAGAUUCAUGAAGGAGGUAUCGAAUGGGGACGCCAUUAUGUGCAAUGUCAAAGGACAAGACGAGCUCCGUGUCAUUACCAUCCGAUUGUCCGACCAGUCAUUGAAUCUCUCAUCAGCCUUUAGCGAGAGCUUGAAACAUCCCGUCUCCUUUCAGUAUAUCCGCAAGCCACGGGAUGUGGCCAAAGAAAAGAAGGAUGCUUUAAAGAAGCAAAAGGAAGCCAAGCAAGACCUUCAACAACAUGCCUUCGACCUGUACUCUGGCAACGGUGCGUUAGUGUAUCGAGAAAAGACAGAGACUGGAUCGUAUCGAAUUAAGCGACAAGAAGUGAGUGAUGCCAACUCGAGAGGAGAUCUGCUACAUAUGCGUGCGAAGAAAACGAGCGACAAGUACUGCUAA